CAAUAAAUGUGGCCCGUUAUUUUCCGGAUGUUUUCAUCGCAGGCGGUAGUAGGCAUGCUCCAGCUAGCAGCUGACACUUCUGUAGUCAGGAGUGCAGACAAAUUUACAGUCUCUCAUUUGACUCUCUGAGGUCGCUAAGUAGCUCAGCAGCAGCAGCAUCAUGGCGGAGCAAGGCGAAUCUCCGGCUCCUGUCCAGAAUCCGCAACCAGUGCUGACAACGAACUGGCCAAUUACCAGAGAGUCUUACGAGUUACAGGAAGUCAUAGGCAGUGGGGCGACUGCUGUGGUGCAGGCUGCCCUCUGCACCCCCAGACAGGAACGUGUGGCCGUAAAGAGAAUCAACCUGGAAAAAUGCCAGACCAGCAUGGAUGAGCUAUUGAAAGAAAUUCAAGCCAUGAGCCAAUGCAACCAUCCGAAUGUUGUCACUUACUACACCUCAUUUGUGGUAAAGGACGAACUUUGGUUAGUCAUGAAACUUCUGAGUGGAGGAUCCAUGUUGGAUAUAAUCAAGCAUACAUUCAGCAGAGGGGAGCACAAGAAUGGAGUACUAGAUGAGCUCAUCAUUGCGACCAUACUGAAAGAGGUCCUAGAGGGCCUGGACUACCUGCACAGAAAUGGACAGAUACACAGGGAUGUGAAGGCUGGGAACAUUCUGUUGGGAGAGGACGGCUCUGUUCAGAUUGCAGAUUUCGGAGUGAGUGCAUUUCUGGCCACUGGAGGAGAUAUGACCAGAAACAAAGUGCGCAAGACCUUUGUGGGCACACCAUGUUGGAUGGCCCCUGAAGUGAUGGAACAAGUGCGAGGUUAUGACUUCAAAGCAGAUAUUUGGAGUUUUGGAAUUACAGCCAUCGAGUUGGCCACAGGCUCUGCACCUUACCAUCAAUACCCACCCAUGAAGGUCUUAAUGCUAACCUUACAGAACGAUCCUCCCACCCUAGAGACAGGUGUGGAGGACAAAGAGAUGCUGAAGAAAUAUGGGAAAUCGUUUAGGAAGCUAAUAACCCUGUGCCUUCAGAAGGAGCCCGCCAAGAGGCCUACAGCAGCAGAACUUUUAAAAUGUAAAUUUUUCCAGAAGGCCAAGAACAGAGAGUAUCUGAUCGAAAAGCUGCUAUGCAGAGCACCCAACAUUGCCCAGAGAGCCAGAAGGGAGCCAGGGCAGAAUUCCAGGAGCAUGGGCUCUGUCUCAGGCUCGGAGAAAGAACCUGAUGCCAUCAGAAGGGUGAGGAGAGUCCCCGGGUCCAGUGGUCAUCUGCACAAGACCGUGGACGGAGACUGGGAGUGGAGCGACGACGAGCUGGACGAGCGCAGCGAGGAGGGCAAGGCGGCCGUCAAUCAGGGCAGGUCACAAAGGGUCAGAGAGGAAAACGAAGAGGAAGACAAAGAUGAUGUGGAAAACGCCAACCGAGUUCCCAUGGAAGGACUGUCCAUUCAGCAUCCCCAGGUUCAACCGUUUGAGAAGAACACAGGGCCCUAUAUUCCUGUUGCUCUGAAUAUGGUCUUACGACUGAGGAACUCCAGGAAGGAGUUAAAUGAUAUCCGGUUUGAGUUUACACCAGGUCGAGACACUGCCGAUGGCGUUUCCCAGGAAUUGUUCUCAGCUGGACUUGUCAAUGGACACGAUGUUGUUGUUGUUGCUGAUAACCUUCAGAAGAUAGUAGAUGAUCCGACUACCUGCAAAGUGUUGACCUUUAAACUGGUCUCUGGCUGUGAUGACACAGAGAAUCUGGAUGAUGUGAAGCUGGUCGGCUUUGCCCAGCUGAGCGUUAGCUGAUGCCCUCCUCUUCGCGGUCACAGCAGGUGAGAUGGAGGAGGCAGGUCUUAACAGACAGACAGACUGAAAAGCACCGCGCACACACCUUGCCCUUCUCCCACUGUCCCCUCCCCCCCUCGACGGCCCCAAAGCCGAGCUCCGUCGCAGCUCCGCUCAGCUAGCUCCUCCCCUGCCCCCGGCUCACUGCCCCCUCCACUCCUUACCGCCCCUCUCAUGGGCACUCCAGGCCCCACAGAAGCCAGGCCCGGCGCACAAACCAUGAUUCAGCCCAGGAAACUAAAGAUGUACUCUGGUGGUGAUUGCUUGGGGAAAAGCAAAGUGGCUUAGGAGAUGUUGUUGUUUUCCUUUUUUUUCAUUAUGUUACCUCUGCUUUAAGCGAAGCUCUUACUAUUUAUUCAUUGAAUAGAAAAGGCAUUUUAUUUGUUUCGCAGUGUUACUUUUUGCAGUAAAAAUGUUUGCCUCUUCAGCUUCCUUUCACAGGCCACUCAUUUUGAGAUCAAGUUCCCCAUACUUCUGUAGUCUCUGUUCAGAAUGUACAAUUUAUUUAAUUUGUAGAAGAAGCACAUUUUCAUGAAAACAGAAUGAAUGUUUCAACAGAAUGAUCUCUACGGUUUAUAAAUUAGCAUAAACCAACACAUUUAGGGGACCCAUUUUUCGGUGAAAGUAAAGGACAGGUAAAACCUAGAUGCUGCCGUCUGUAAUUUGCUGCUUCUUCAUACGACAGUGUUGAUGCUUAAAAGAUGCUAGAGGUGCCUUGUUCAUUAAUCUGUGCCUAAGAACGUAGGUAAUGAGUGAGACCACAAACAGCAGAACUUGUUUAUGUUCAAUUGUUUGGACAAUUCACAAAAUUGCAUAUAUUCCAGCAUUGAUACAACUCAAUUAUAGUAUUUUCUCAAAUCAAUAGUUAUCUUCUAAAGAAAAAGCUACAAUGCACUUUUAGGCAGAGCACCCUACAAAACAAUGCUUGGCCCGGGGAGACUCACGGUAUAAACUGUAAUGAGUAUUUAACCUGUUUGUUAUCUGACAACAAUGGUCAUUUGAACCGUAACACAAACCAUAAUCCUGUAAUGUGCUUCAUUUUAUGUGUUUUCAGAAGCAAAAUUAAUUGAUAAAAUCUUUAAAAAUUGUUACUUGCUCUGUCUUUCUGCACUACAACAUAUUUUUCCCUAAAUAUAUUAUUCUCUGAAAUGUACUGUAUAACAAAGCAUCUGCGAACGAAACCCAAAGGCAACUAUUGAAAGUUGAUGAGCCAUUUGUUUGUCCAAACAAGUACAGUAGCUCUAAAUUAUUUUCUAAAGUAUUGAAGUGAUGAAUAAAUAUUAACUUGUACUAAAUAUUUUAAGAGGUAAGUUAUUGUGUUUUCUAUGUUCAAGUAUGUGUACCAUUUCCGCAUAUUAUCCUUGUUCCCUUUCUGUAAUCAGCCUAUUAAAAAUUUCAGCUAAGGAGCAACGAAUAAAAUAAAAAUGCUAUUAUUAAAUCAAA
Molecule: messenger RNA, 3253 nt
Organism: Esox lucius (northern pike)
Lineage: Eukaryota; Metazoa; Chordata; Actinopteri; Esociformes; Esocidae
Gene: stk39
Product: serine threonine kinase 39
Exons: 19
Coding region: 161-1771 (536 amino acids)
Biological process (GO): protein phosphorylation
Molecular function (GO): ATP binding; protein serine/threonine kinase activity
Source: RefSeq, a predicted model, not a curated record